Hyla sarda is the source of this 3837-nucleotide messenger RNA. RefSeq names its product bromodomain containing 7 (gene BRD7). Gene Ontology annotation, cellular component: nucleus. Lineage: Eukaryota; Metazoa; Chordata; Amphibia; Anura; Hylidae. Bases 30 to 2075 code for a protein of 681 amino acids. The record is from RefSeq and is a predicted model, not a curated record. Gene Ontology annotation, biological process: regulation of transcription by RNA polymerase II. The transcript has 16 exons.
UAGCAGUCCUGGCGCUUUUUCCGGCAUCAAUGAACGUCUCUAUGGUUUCCUCCACCGAACCGAAACCACCUCAGGCAAGACAACAAAAAGAGUUGUCGGUUCGGCGGCGUGACGUCAUCAGCGGGAUACGGAGGAAGAUCCUGAAGGGCUCGGCGGGAGAGAUGGGUAAGAAGCACAAGAAACACAAAGGCGACAAGCACGGCUAUGACGGCAAGGGGGAGGCGCGCUCUGCGGCUGAGAACCAAUAUGUGGAAAAACCAUUAAAACUUGUCUUGAAAGUUGGAACUGGAGAGGUUAAGGAGCUUUCGACAGCUCGAGCUGCUGCCCUCCCACAGGGUUUCCAUGAAGAUAAGUCAGACCAUGAUAAGCACAAAGACAAAAAGAAGAAGAAAAAAAAGAAAACUGAAAAGGUAGCACCUUCUGGUGAAGAGAAGAAGAAGAAAAAGGAUGAUAAAAAGAAAAGAGAGAAAAAUUCACAUGAAAGUGACCUGGAUAAAGAACGCAGCCUCCAUUCACCACUUGGAGCUGAUAUACCGGCAGUAUCUGUUCCAGAAUCUUCCUUGGCAAAACCAGAAGAAGAACAAACUCCACUGCAAGAGGCUUUGAAUCAGCUUGUGAGGCAACUGCAAAGAAAGGACCCCAGCUCUUUCUUUGCAUUCCCUGUCACAGACUUCAUUGCACCUGGUUAUUCAAUGAUCAUUAAGAAUCCAAUGGACUUCAGUACAAUGAAGGAGAAGAUUAGGAACAGGGAAUUUGAAUCCAUAGAGGAACUUAAGGAAAAUUUCAAGCAGAUUUGUCACAAUGCAAUGAUUUACAACAAACCUGGAACCAUUUACUACAAGGCUGCCAAAAAAUUGCUUAACUCAGGAAUGAAAAUCCUUAGUCAGGAGAGAAUACAGAGUCUGAAGCAGAGCAUAGAAUUCAUGGCAGAUCUUCAGAGUACCAGGAAGGACAAAGACAAAGCAGACUCGCAGGCUAUUUCAGAGAUAAUGGAAGAGCUGACUGAAGAAUCAAUGGAUACCAGUGAUAUAAAGGCUUUGAGAAGUCCUUCAAAAGACCUCAAACGAAAAGAUAAAGAACAGGAGGACAAACAAAGUGAUGGGAACGCAGAGAAGGAGCAGGAACUCAUUGACCAAAUCAUUAAAGAAUCUUUAGGAAAAUUAUCAAAGAGAAUGGUCUCUACUCAGUUUGAGUUUGAGAGACGGAAAGCAGAUGGGACCACAACGCUAGCCCUAAUCGGUCCGGCAGAUUCUGUAUUAGACUCUAGUCAUGGCACUGCUAUCCUUGGGUCGACAGCUGGUCGACUGCAGUCAGGAGUUAAUUCGCUGCAAGGGUUCAAGGAAGACAAACGCAACAAAGUCACUCCAGUUUUAUACUUGAACUAUGGACCAUUCACCUCCUACGCUCCCUCAUAUGACUCAACGUUUGCAAACAUCAGCAAGGACGACUCUGACCUUAUUUACACAACAUAUGGAGAAGAACCCAAUCUUCAGGGCACGUUCAGCAUAGAGGAAUUCUUGGAGAACUCAAAAUACCAACCUUAUGGAAUAGCGGACUGUAUUCUUGAUGUUUUCAGUGAUGGAGAAUAUUCCAGAACAGAACGAGAACAGAAUGCAGCAACUAUGGGUGAACAGUCGUCAAAGCCAGACACCAGCAAUAGCUCUGAUGACUUUGUAAGUCUGAAGUCUGUGCUCGGAAUAUUUGAUGAAACUCUUGAUAAUGAAGAAGCUGAGAAGAUCCAGAGGAAACUUGAUGAAACUACUGUUUUGAUCCGGGAGCUACAAGAGGUGCAAAAUGAUCGUCUUAGUACAAAGCCUCCUCCUAACAUGAUCUGUUUACUGGCACCAUCAGCCAAGGAACUUCAGAUUGCUGGAAAAGUUAAUGAAAACCUAAAGGAAUUAGCCCAUCAGGUGCCUCCAGGGGACAUUGUUAGUGUUCUUGGCAUCCGGAAGGCUAUGGGAAUUGUCUCUCCUUAUGUGAGCACAGAAGAGAUGGUGGUGGAUCUGACUGCAGGAGCUCAAGAUGGCACAGUGUUAUGUAGAAAUGGAAACGAGUGCCCACCGAUAGGGACGUAAAGUUGGAAAGAAGUAGAACUUGUAAAUGAAUACAUACCUUUAAUCUUUUACUACAAAUAAAAACAGGACCAUGGUUUUGAUAACAUCUGUCUUAAGUUUAUGUGGGUAAAAAAAUGGGGCAUUUGCAAAGGGAAAAACCUUAAGUUUUUAGUUUUUUUUGCAAAUCAAUAGUAUUGUGCAGCUACACUGUGAAUGUAAAUCUUGGUCCUGUGAGAGGAUUCUUUAUAAAAGGAAAAUAUUUUACUUCAAGUAAAAAUAGUUACAUCAAUAACGUCUAGUACAGCUAUUGCCAUACUGGAUGUUAUCCACAUAACUAAUUAUGUUGUCGUGAGAACUUGUAUUCAAUUCUCGUCCUUAUACAGGAAGCAUAUACUCAGACUUUCCAACAAAGCAUAUUAUAUUAGGCACAGUUUGCCCCCAGGUAACCUCCAGUAACAUACAUGGAGGUAAGAAAAUUAAAUAGAAGUCAUUUUAAGUCUUUCCCGAUAAAUUUGACUGCAACUUGAAAAAACACCUCAAUUUUCUAAUUGUAACUUUUGGUGCAGUUUAUAUACACAACUAGGCCAUUGUCUUGUAAUACCAACAAAAAGUUGACCUAAAGGCGAUGUUUUAAUCCACGGCUGGAUAAAAUUGAGUUAUGGUUGCCACAAUCAAAACAAUGACAUUAAGGCAAUUAAAUUACAUAGUAAUUAGUCAUACAUCAUACAUAAGGCAUCUGCAUCAGACAUGGCAAUAAAUAGAAAAACAAUUCCCUUGCAGGGUUUACAAAUGAUUCAAAUACAUUAUCCUACAUCUGACACAACAUUCCACAGAGGAUAAAACACGGCAUUGUAGCAUUUACCACAUAAAUAAACAUUUAUCAAAUGUGAAAAGCAGUUUACAAAUUAUUUUCUCAUUUUGUAGAAAUGCUAUACUGGCACAAUAUGUUCUUAAUCUUUUUGUCUGGGCACUUAGAGGUCAUUUGUUGGAGGAGAGUAUUUUAAAGGAUGUGCUCACAACUUCUGUGUUCAUCGGAUAGCAGGAGUGCUAACACACAAGUCUCUUAUGUUAUUGCCUUUAGACACAAAAGAAAAGCAAGUAGAAAGUAAAAACUUUAAAGUUUAAGGCAGUAGGGGUCUCCCUCCCACUGAAUUUGCUGUCCACUGCCUGUUAGGUUCAGUACAUCAAUAGUAACGGAGACAAGAUGGACUGUAGGGAGUGGAGGUGGGGCAAUGCUUACCACAGGCUGCUCCUGUCUGCUCAUACAACCAGUGCCUCAGCUCUAAGCUACUAGAUGUAUGCAGCUGCUGCAAGGAAGUCAUCUCCUGUUUUACUGCAGUCAAAUAAUUGCUUGUCUAGUUAGUUACAGUCAUCUACACUCACGUAUGUGUGGUUUGUCAGUGUCUGUGUUAUACAGGUUUUUUACUUUUUAUAAUGCUGGAAAAUAGGUGCAAAAAGAGGUGGUACUGAACUUGGGGUGGAUAGCUGGAAAAGUAACGUAGCCAAAUCUAUGGCUUUAGGGAUAAAGAAACAUUUGUCAAAAUUGUGGAAUCUUUUAAAAUGUUUGUUGAAAUCCCAGCUACGGUACAUUUUCCUGGUCAUUCACUUAUGAACAGACGUCUUAUAGAUCAAUAGUGCAGAUGAACAUAUAAACCUUUUAGAUUAUAUUUUUAGAGGAAAAAAAUGUCUUUUUCCAAAAAUAAAGAAGGUCUUAUUUCUAAAUGAACAGUGGCCAGUAGAGAUGAGUGAAGUUACAGUAAUUCGAUUCGUCACAAACUUCUCG